GACCUUCCCAUCACUCCGGAAGCAGAAGAGCCUUCCAGUCUAGACAGUGAUUUCAAUGGACGUGUCAUUGCCAGAGCCAUCAGGUUCAGGCUGCAAUCCACAAUAUCCUCCACCACUCCGACAGGUGCUGGAGAAGAAAUUACGCCUCUUGAAAUCACUCUGACUUUGCUUGUAAAGAAGCCAGGAGAUAGCGACUUCACGCCCGUUUUGGAAGGGGACACUACUCAAAAGAAGAUUUUCAGAGUCACCCUUGACAGCGACUUGCCUGAGAGACUGCUGCUCCCGAGCGAUGACACAGCUCUGAAGGGCAUUGAGCAGUUGCGUAUUGAGUUCCAAACUGUGACCGGUGGUGAAUCAGCAAGACUGCAAGUGGAGGUUCUGGGAUGUGCAGAAGAAUACACAACAACUGAAAUGACCACUAAAGUCACCACUGUCACAACACCGACAACAACUGUCAGCGAAGAAACAACAAGCUCCCGAACCACGACGUCACAAAUGUCAACUACUCCAGGUUACUGUCUAGAGCCCAUGGAUGGGGAAAAGGGACUUGAACCUGAAGUUAAGGCGGCUGGAGAUCUCACAAUUGAUAGUCAGACCUCCUACUUGACAAUCACCCAGUUGCCAAUUGACCCAAGCUCAAGUGAUAUCCCCAGCGUAGAGCUCCUCUUCCGUCAACCCAUCAAGGUCACAGCAGUAGUCUUAGCCUCGCGUUCUCCUCAAGCAACAAGUGCACCCACGGGUCAGCCAGCAGCAAGCACAACCACAUCCAGGACUGCUGCAGGGGAGAGGCUGACUGAGGUCACCCUCACUCUGUCCACCAAGAAGCCCGACGAUGAUGAAUUCACUACACUGGUUGAUGAUAACACCAACCAGCCCAAGUUGAUAACUGUCCGUCUGGAAGGAGACCAACCCGAAAUCAAGUACUUGCCGAUAGAUGAAGACACACUGGAUGGCAUCACUGAACUGCGCGUACAAUUCCAGUCUGUCAGUGACGAUGACGCAACAACAUUUGAGUUACAUGUUCUGGGUUGCAUCAAAGAAUACACCACUCAGCCGACGACAAGAACCACCAGUGUCACCACCACUCUGAUAACCACGACUCCUCCCUCAUCAACAACCCAAGGGUACUGUCUGGAAUCCAUGGAUAGCGAGUCUGGACUUUUGUCGGAUGUCAGAGGUAGAGGUUCAGUGUUGCCGGACAAAACCAAAGGUGACAUCCAACUGACAGACCUUCCCAUCACUCCGGAAGCAGAAGAGCCUUCCAGUCUAGACAGUGAUUUCAAUGGACGUGUCAUUGCCAGAGCCAUCAGGUUCAGGCUGCAAUCCACAAUAUCCUCCACCACUCCGACAGGUGCUGGAGAAGAAAUUACGCCUCUUGAAAUCACUCUGACUUUGCUUGUUAAGAAGCCAGGAGAUAGCGACUUCACGCCCGUUUUGGAAGGGGACACUACUCAAAAGAAGAUUUUCAGAGUCACCCUUGACAGCGACUUGCCUGAGAGACUGCUGCUCCCGAGCGAUGACACAGCUCUGAAGGGCAUUGAGCAGUUGCGUAUUGAGUUCCAAACUGUGACCGGUGGUGAAUCAGCAAGACUGCAAGUGGAGGUUCUGGGAUGUGCAGAAGAAUACACAACAACUGAAAUGACCACUAAAGUCACCACUGUCACAACACCGACAACAACUGUCAGCGAAGAAACAACAAGCUCCCGAACCACGACGUCACAAAUGUCAACUACUCCAGGUUACUGUCUAGAGCCCAUGGAUGGGGAAAAGGGACUUGAACCUGAAGUUAAGGCGGCUGGAGAUCUCACAAUUGAUAGUCAGACCUCCUACUUGACAAUCACCCAGUUGCCAAUUGACCCAAGCUCAAGUGAUAUCCCCAGCGUAGAGCUCCUCUUCCGUCAACCCAUCAAGGUCACAGCAGUAGUCUUAGCCUCGCGUUCUCCUCAAGCAACAAGUGCACCCACGGGUCAGCCAGCAGCAAGCACAACCACAUCCAGGACUGCUGCAGGGGAGAGGCUGACUGAGGUCACCCUCACUCUGUCCACCAAGAAGCCCGACGAUGAUGAAUUCACUACACUGGUUGAUGAUAACACCAACCAGCCCAAGUUGAUAACUGUCCGUCUGGAAGGAGACCAACCCGAAAUCAAGUACUUGCCGAUAGAUGAAGACACACUGGAUGGCAUCACUGAACUGCGCGUACAAUUCCAGUCUGUCAGUGACGAUGACGCAACAACAUUUGAGUUACAUGUUCUGGGUUGCAUCAAAGAAUACACCACUCAGCCGACGACAAGAACCACCAGUGUCACCACCACUCUGAUAACCACGACUCCUCCCUCAUCAACAACCCAAGGGUACUGUCUGGAAUCCAUGGAUAGCGAGUCUGGACUUUUGUCGGAUGUCAGAGGUAGAGGUUCAGUGUUGCCGGACAAAACCAAAGGUGACAUCCAACUGACAGACCUUCCCAUCACUCCGGAAGCAGAAGAGCCUUCCAGUCUAGACAGUGAUUUCAAUGGACGUGUCAUUGCCAGAGCCAUCAGGUUCAGGCUGCAAUCCACAAUAUCCUCCACCACUCCGACAGGUGCUGGAGAAGAAAUUACGCCUCUUGAAAUCACUCUGACUUUGCUUGUUAAGAAGCCAGGAGAUAGCGACUUCACGCCCGUUUUGGAAGGGGACACUACUCAAAAGAAGAUUUUCAGAGUCACCCUUGACAGCGACUUGCCUGAGAGACUGCUGCUCCCGAGCGAUGACACAGCUCUGAAGGGCAUUGAGCAGUUGCGUAUUGAGUUCCAAACUGUGACCGGUGGUGAAUCAGCAAGACUGCAAGUGGAGGUUCUGGGAUGUGCAGAAGAAUACACAACAACUGAAAUGACCACUAAAGUCACCACUGUCACAACACCGACAACAACUGUCAGCGAAGAAACAACAAGCUCCCGAACCACGACGUCACAAAUGUCAACUACUCCAGGUUACUGUCUAGAGCCCAUGGAUGGGGAAAAGGGACUUGAACCUGAAGUUAAGGCGGCUGGAGAUCUCACAAUUGAUAGUCAGACCUCCUACUUGACAAUCACCCAGUUGCCAAUUGACCCAAGCUCAAGUGAUAUCCCCAGCGUAGAGCUCCUCUUCCGUCAACCCAUCAAGGUCACAGCAGUAGUCUUAGCCUCGCGUUCUCCUCAAGCAACAAGUGCACCCACGGGUCAGCCAGCAGCAAGCACAACCACAUCCAGGACUGCUGCAGGGGAGAGGCUGACUGAGGUCACCCUCACUCUGUCCACCAAGAAGCCCGACGAUGAUGAAUUCACUACACUGGUUGAUGAUAACACCAACCAGCCCAAGUUGAUAACUGUCCGUCUGGAAGGAGACCAACCCGAAAUCAAGUACUUGCCGAUAGAUGAAGACACACUGGAUGGCAUCACUGAACUGCGCGUACAAUUCCAGUCUGUCAGUGACGAUGACGCAACAACAUUUGAGUUACAUGUUCUGGGUUGCAUCAAAGAAUACACCACUCAGCCGACGACAAGAACCACCAGUGUCACCACCACUCUGAUAACCACGACUCCUCCCUCAUCAACAACCCAAGGGUACUGUCUGGAAUCCAUGGAUAGCGAGUCUGGACUUUUGUCGGAUGUCAGAGGUAGAGGUUCAGUGUUGCCGGACAAAACCAAAGGUGACAUCCAACUGACAGACCUUCCCAUCACUCCGGAAGCAGAAGAGCCUUCCAGUCUAGACAGUGAUUUCAAUGGACGUGUCAUUGCCAGAGCCAUCAGGUUCAGGCUGCAAUCCACAAUAUCCUCCACCACUCCGACAGGUGCUGGAGAAGAAAUUACGCCUCUUGAAAUCACUCUGACUUUGCUUGUUAAGAAGCCAGGAGAUAGCGACUUCACGCCCGUUUUGGAAGGGGACACUACUCAAAAGAAGAUUUUCAGAGUCACCCUUGACAGCGACUUGCCUGAGAGACUGCUGCUCCCGAGCGAUGACACAGCUCUGAAGGGCAUUGAGCAGUUGCGUAUUGAGUUCCAAACUGUGACCGGUGGUGAAUCAGCAAGACUGCAAGUGGAGGUUCUGGGAUGUGCAGAAGAAUACACAACAACUGAAAUGACCACUAAAGUCACCACUGUCACAACACCGACAACAACUGUCAGCGAAGAAACAACAAGCUCCCGAACCACGACGUCACAAAUGUCAACUACUCCAGGUUACUGUCUAGAGCCCAUGGAUGGGGAAAAGGGACUUGAACCUGAAGUUAAGGCGGCUGGAGAUCUCACAAUUGAUAGUCAGACCUCCUACUUGACAAUCACCCAGUUGCCAAUUGACCCAAGCUCAAGUGAUAUCCCCAGCGUAGAGCUCCUCUUCCGUCAACCCAUCAAGGUCACAGCAGUAGUCUUAGCCUCGCGUUCUCCUCAAGCAACAAGUGCACCCACGGGUCAGCCAGCAGCAAGCACAACCACAUCCAGGACUGCUGCAGGGGAGAGGCUGACUGAGGUCACCCUCACUCUGUCCACCAAGAAGCCCGACGAUGAUGAAUUCACUACACUGGUUGAUGAUAACACCAACCAGCCCAAGUUGAUAACUGUCCGUCUGGAAGGAGACCAACCCGAAAUCAAGUACUUGCCGAUAGAUGAAGACACACUGGAUGGCAUCACUGAACUGCGCGUACAAUUCCAGUCUGUCAGUGACGAUGACGCAACAACAUUUGAGUUACAUGUUCUGGGUUGCAUCAAAGAAUACACCACUCAGCCGACGACAAGAACCACCAGUGUCACCACCACUCUGAUAACCACGACUCCUCCCUCAUCAACAACCCAAGGGUACUGUCUGGAAUCCAUGGAUAGCGAGUCUGGACUUUUGUCGGAUGUCAGAGGUAGAGGUUCAGUGUUGCCGGACAAAACCAAAGGUGACAUCCAACUGACAGACCUUCCCAUCACUCCGGAAGCAGAAGAGCCUUCCAGUCUAGACAGUGAUUUCAAUGGACGUGUCAUUGCCAGAGCCAUCAGGUUCAGGCUGCAAUCCACAAUAUCCUCCACCACUCCGACAGGUGCUGGAGAAGAAAUUACGCCUCUUGAAAUCACUCUGACUUUGCUUGUUAAGAAGCCAGGAGAUAGCGACUUCACGCCCGUUUUGGAAGGGGACACUACUCAAAAGAAGAUUUUCAGAGUCACCCUUGACAGCGACUUGCCUGAGAGACUGCUGCUCCCGAGCGAUGACACAGCUCUGAAGGGCAUUGAGCAGUUGCGUAUUGAGUUCCAAACUGUGACCGGUGGUGAAUCAGCAAGACUGCAAGUGGAGGUUCUGGGAUGUGCAGAAGAAUACACAACAACUGAAAUGACCACUAAAGUCACCACUGUCACAACACCGACAACAACUGUCAGCGAAGAAACAACAAGCUCCCGAACCACGACGUCACAAAUGUCAACUACUCCAGGUUACUGUCUAGAGCCCAUGGAUGGGGAAAAGGGACUUGAACCUGAAGUUAAGGCGGCUGGAGAUCUCACAAUUGAUAGUCAGACCUCCUACUUGACAAUCACCCAGUUGCCAAUUGACCCAAGCUCAAGUGAUAUCCCCAGCGUAGAGCUCCUCUUCCGUCAACCCAUCAAGGUCACAGCAGUAGUCUUAGCCUCGCGUUCUCCUCAAGCAACAAGUGCACCCACGGGUCAGCCAGCAGCAAGCACAACCACAUCCAGGACUGCUGCAGGGGAGAGGCUGACUGAGGUCACCCUCACUCUGUCCACCAAGAAGCCCGACGAUGAUGAAUUCACUACACUGGUUGAUGAUAACACCAACCAGCCCAAGUUGAUAACUGUCCGUCUGGAAGGAGACCAACCCGAAAUCAAGUACUUGCCGAUAGAUGAAGACACACUGGAUGGCAUCACUGAACUGCGCGUACAAUUCCAGUCUGUCAGUGACGAUGACGCAACAACAUUUGAGUUACAUGUUCUGGGUUGCAUCAAAGAAUACACCACUCAGCCGACGACAAGAACCACCAGUGUCACCACCACUCUGAUAACCACGACUCCUCCCUCAUCAACAACCCAAGGGUACUGUCUGGAAUCCAUGGAUAGCGAGUCUGGACUUUUGUCGGAUGUCAGAGGUAGAGGUUCAGUGUUGCCGGACAAAACCAAAGGUGACAUCCAACUGACAGACCUUCCCAUCACUCCGGAAGCAGAAGAGCCUUCCAGUCUAGACAGUGAUUUCAAUGGACGUGUCAUUGCCAGAGCCAUCAGGUUCAGGCUGCAAUCCACAAUAUCCUCCACCACUCCGACAGGUGCUGGAGAAGAAAUUACGCCUCUUGAAAUCACUCUGACUUUGCUUGUUAAGAAGCCAGGAGAUAGCGACUUCACGCCCGUUUUGGAAGGGGACACUACUCAAAAGAAGAUUUUCAGAGUCACCCUUGACAGCGACUUGCCUGAGAGACUGCUGCUCCCGAGCGAUGACACAGCUCUGAAGGGCAUUGAGCAGUUGCGUAUUGAGUUCCAAACUGUGACCGGUGGUGAAUCAGCAAGACUGCAAGUGGAGGUUCUGGGAUGUGCAGAAGAAUACACAACAACUGAAAUGACCACUAAAGUCACCACUGUCACAACACCGACAACAACUGUCAGCGAAGAAACAACAAGCUCCCGAACCACGACGUCACAAAUGUCAACUACUCCAGGUUACUGUCUAGAGCCCAUGGAUGGGGAAAAGGGACUUGAACCUGAAGUUAAGGCGGCUGGAGAUCUCACAAUUGAUAGUCAGACCUCCUACUUGACAAUCACCCAGUUGCCAAUUGACCCAAGCUCAAGUGAUAUCCCCAGCGUAGAGCUCCUCUUCCGUCAACCCAUCAAGGUCACAGCAGUAGUCUUAGCCUCGCGUUCUCCUCAAGCAACAAGUGCACCCACGGGUCAGCCAGCAGCAAGCACAACCACAUCCAGGACUGCUGCAGGGGAGAGGCUGACUGAGGUCACCCUCACUCUGUCCACCAAGAAGCCCGACGAUGAUGAAUUCACUACACUGGUUGAUGAUAACACCAACCAGCCCAAGUUGAUAACUGUCCGUCUGGAAGGAGACCAACCCGAAAUCAAGUACUUGCCGAUAGAUGAAGACACACUGGAUGGCAUCACUGAACUGCGCGUACAAUUCCAGUCUGUCAGUGACGAUGACGCAACAACAUUUGAGUUACAUGUUCUGGGUUGCAUCAAAGAAUACACCACUCAGCCGACGACAAGAACCACCAGUGUCACCACCACUCUGAUAACCACGACUCCUCCCUCAUCAACAACCCAAGGGUACUGUCUGGAAUCCAUGGAUAGCGAGUCUGGACUUUUGUCGGAUGUCAGAGGUAGAGGUUCAGUGUUGCCGGACAAAACCAAAGGUGACAUCCAACUGACAGACCUUCCCAUCACUCCGGAAGCAGAAGAGCCUUCCAGUCUAGACAGUGAUUUCAAUGGACGUGUCAUUGCCAGAGCCAUCAGGUUCAGGCUGCAAUCCACAAUAUCCUCCACCACUCCGACAGGUGCUGGAGAAGAAAUUACGCCUCUUGAAAUCACUCUGACUUUGCUUGUUAAGAAGCCAGGAGAUAGCGACUUCACGCCCGUUUUGGAAGGGGACACUACUCAAAAGAAGAUUUUCAGAGUCACCCUUGACAGCGACUUGCCUGAGAGACUGCUGCUCCCGAGCGAUGACACAGCUCUGAAGGGCAUUGAGCAGUUGCGUAUUGAGUUCCAAACUGUGACCGGUGGUGAAUCAGCAAGACUGCAAGUGGAGGUUCUGGGAUGUGCAGAAGAAUACACAACAACUGAAAUGACCACUAAAGUCACCACUGUCACAACACCGACAACAACUGUCAGCGAAGAAACAACAAGCUCCCGAACCACGACGUCACAAAUGUCAACUACUCCAGGUUACUGUCUAGAGCCCAUGGAUGGGGAAAAGGGACUUGAACCUGAAGUUAAGGCGGCUGGAGAUCUCACAAUUGAUAGUCAGACCUCCUACUUGACAAUCACCCAGUUGCCAAUUGACCCAAGCUCAAGUGAUAUCCCCAGCGUAGAGCUCCUCUUCCGUCAACCCAUCAAGGUCACAGCAGUAGUCUUAGCCUCGCGUUCUCCUCAAGCAACAAGUGCACCCACGGGUCAGCCAGCAGCAAGCACAACCACAUCCAGGACUGCUGCAGGGGAGAGGCUGACUGAGGUCACCCUCACUCUGUCCACCAAGAAGCCCGACGAUGAUGAAUUCACUACACUGGUUGAUGAUAACACCAACCAGCCCAAGUUGAUAACUGUCCGUCUGGAAGGAGACCAACCCGAAAUCAAGUACUUGCCGAUAGAUGAAGACACACUGGAUGGCAUCACUGAACUGCGCGUACAAUUCCAGUCUGUCAGUGACGAUGACGCAACAACAUUUGAGUUACAUGUUCUGGGUUGCAUCAAAGAAUACACCACUCAGCCGACGACAAGAACCACCAGUGUCACCACCACUCUGAUAACCACGACUCCUCCCUCAUCAACAACCCAAGGGUACUGUCUGGAAUCCAUGGAUAGCGAGUCUGGACUUUUGUCGGAUGUCAGAGGUAGAGGUUCAGUGUUGCCGGACAAAACCAAAGGUGACAUCCAACUGACAGACCUUCCCAUCACUCCGGAAGCAGAAGAGCCUUCCAGUCUAGACAGUGAUUUCAAUGGACGUGUCAUUGCCAGAGCCAUCAGGUUCAGGCUGCAAUCCACAAUAUCCUCCACCACUCCGACAGGUGCUGGAGAAGAAAUUACGCCUCUUGAAAUCACUCUGACUUUGCUUGUUAAGAAGCCAGGAGAUAGCGACUUCACGCCCGUUUUGGAAGGGGACACUACUCAAAAGAAGAUUUUCAGAGUCACCCUUGACAGCGACUUGCCUGAGAGACUGCUGCUCCCGAGCGAUGACACAGCUCUGAAGGGCAUUGAGCAGUUGCGUAUUGAGUUCCAAACUGUGACCGGUGGUGAAUCAGCAAGACUGCAAGUGGAGGUUCUGGGAUGUGCAGAAGAAUACACAACAACUGAAAUGACCACUAAAGUCACCACUGUCACAACACCGACAACAACUGUCAGCGAAGAAACAACAAGCUCCCGAACCACGACGUCACAAAUGUCAACUACUCCAGGUUACUGUCUAGAGCCCAUGGAUGGGGAAAAGGGACUUGAACCUGAAGUUAAGGCGGCUGGAGAUCUCACAAUUGAUAGUCAGACCUCCUACUUGACAAUCACCCAGUUGCCAAUUGACCCAAGCUCAAGUGAUAUCCCCAGCGUAGAGCUCCUCUUCCGUCAACCCAUCAAGGUCACAGCAGUAGUCUUAGCCUCGCGUUCUCCUCAAGCAACAAGUGCACCCACGGGUCAGCCAGCAGCAAGCACAACCACAUCCAGGACUGCUGCAGGGGAGAGGCUGACUGAGGUCACCCUCACUCUGUCCACCAAGAAGCCCGACGAUGAUGAAUUCACUACACUGGUUGAUGAUAACACCAACCAGCCCAAGUUGAUAACUGUCCGUCUGGAAGGAGACCAACCCGAAAUCAAGUACUUGCCGAUAGAUGAAGACACACUGGAUGGCAUCACUGAACUGCGCGUACAAUUCCAGUCUGUCAGUGACGAUGACGCAACAACAUUUGAGUUACAUGUUCUGGGUUGCAUCAAAGAAUACACCACUCAGCCGACGACAAGAACCACCAGUGUCACCACCACUCUGAUAACCACGACUCCUCCCUCAUCAACAACCCAAGGGUACUGUCUGGAAUCCAUGGAUAGCGAGUCUGGACUUUUGUCGGAUGUCAGAGGUAGAGGUUCAGUGUUGCCGGACAAAACCAAAGGUGACAUCCAACUGACAGACCUUCCCAUCACUCCGGAAGCAGAAGAGCCUUCCAGUCUAGACAGUGAUUUCAAUGGACGUGUCAUUGCCAGAGCCAUCAGGUUCAGGCUGCAAUCCACAAUAUCCUCCACCACUCCGACAGGUGCUGGAGAAGAAAUUACGCCUCUUGAAAUCACUCUGACUUUGCUUGUUAAGAAGCCAGGAGAUAGCGACUUCACGCCCGUUUUGGAAGGGGACACUACUCAAAAGAAGAUUUUCAGAGUCACCCUUGACAGCGACUUGCCUGAGAGACUGCUGCUCCCGAGCGAUGACACAGCUCUGAAGGGCAUUGAGCAGUUGCGUAUUGAGUUCCAAACUGUGACCGGUGGUGAAUCAGCAAGACUGCAAGUGGAGGUUCUGGGAUGUGCAGAAGAAUACACAACAACUGAAAUGACCACUAAAGUCACCACUGUCACAACACCGACAACAACUGUCAGCGAAGAAACAACAAGCUCCCGAACCACGACGUCACAAAUGUCAACUACUCCAGGUUACUGUCUAGAGCCCAUGGAUGGGGAAAAGGGACUUGAACCUGAAGUUAAGGCGGCUGGAGAUCUCACAAUUGAUAGUCAGACCUCCUACUUGACAAUCACCCAGUUGCCAAUUGACCCAAGCUCAAGUGAUAUCCCCAGCGUAGAGCUCCUCUUCCGUCAACCCAUCAAGGUCACAGCAGUAGUCUUAGCCUCGCGUUCUCCUCAAGCAACAAGUGCACCCACGGGUCAGCCAGCAGCAAGCACAACCACAUCCAGGACUGCUGCAGGGGAGAGGCUGACUGAGGUCACCCUCACUCUGUCCACCAAGAAGCCCGACGAUGAUGAAUUCACUACACUGGUUGAUGAUAACACCAACCAGCCCAAGUUGAUAACUGUCCGUCUGGAAGGAGACCAACCCGAAAUCAAGUACUUGCCGAUAGAUGAAGACACACUGGAUGGCAUCACUGAACUGCGCGUACAAUUCCAGUCUGUCAGUGACGAUGACGCAACAACAUUUGAGUUACAUGUUCUGGGUUGCAUCAAAGAAUACACCACUCAGCCGACGACAAGAACCACCAGUGUCACCACCACUCUGAUAACCACGACUCCUCCCUCAUCAACAACCCAAGGGUACUGUCUGGAAUCCAUGGAUAGCGAGUCUGGACUUUUGUCGGAUGUCAGAGGUAGAGGUUCAGUGUUGCCGGACAAAACCAAAGGUGACAUCCAACUGACAGACCUUCCCAUCACUCCGGAAGCAGAAGAGCCUUCCAGUCUAGACAGUGAUUUCAAUGGACGUGUCAUUGCCAGAGCCAUCAGGUUCAGGCUGCAAUCCACAAUAUCCUCCACCACUCCGACAGGUGCUGGAGAAGAAAUUACGCCUCUUGAAAUCACUCUGACUUUGCUUGUUAAGAAGCCAGGAGAUAGCGACUUCACGCCCGUUUUGGAAGGGGACACUACUCAAAAGAAGAUUUUCAGAGUCACCCUUGACAGCGACUUGCCUGAGAGACUGCUGCUCCCGAGCGAUGACACAGCUCUGAAGGGCAUUGAGCAGUUGCGUAUUGAGUUCCAAACUGUGACCGGUGGUGAAUCAGCAAGACUGCAAGUGGAGGUUCUGGGAUGUGCAGAAGAAUACACAACAACUGAAAUGACCACUAAAGUCACCACUGUCACAACACCGACAACAACUGUCAGCGAAGAAACAACAAGCUCCCGAACCACGACGUCACAAAUGUCAACUACUCCAGGUUACUGUCUAGAGCCCAUGGAUGGGGAAAAGGGACUUGAACCUGAAGUUAAGGCGGCUGGAGAUCUCACAAUUGAUAGUCAGACCUCCUACUUGACAAUCACCCAGUUGCCAAUUGACCCAAGCUCAAGUGAUAUCCCCAGCGUAGAGCUCCUCUUCCGUCAACCCAUCAAGGUCACAGCAGUAGUCUUAGCCUCGCGUUCUCCUCAAGCAACAAGUGCACCCACGGGUCAGCCAGCAGCAAGCACAACCACAUCCAGGACUGCUGCAGGGGAGAGGCUGACUGAGGUCACCCUCACUCUGUCCACCAAGAAGCCCGACGAUGAUGAAUUCACUACACUGGUUGAUGAUAACACCAACCAGCCCAAGUUGAUAACUGUCCGUCUGGAAGGAGACCAACCCGAAAUCAAGUACUUGCCGAUAGAUGAAGACACACUGGAUGGCAUCACUGAACUGCGCGUACAAUUCCAGUCUGUCAGUGACGAUGACGCAACAACAUUUGAGUUACAUGUUCUGGGUUGCAUCAAAGAAUACACCACUCAGCCGACGACAAGAACCACCAGUGUCACCACCACUCUGAUAACCACGACUCCUCCCUCAUCAACAACCCAAGGGUACUGUCUGGAAUCCAUGGAUAGCGAGUCUGGACUUUUGUCGGAUGUCAGAGGUAGAGGUUCAGUGUUGCCGGACAAAACCAAAGGUGACAUCCAACUGACAGACCUUCCCAUCACUCCGGAAGCAGAAGAGCCUUCCAGUCUAGACAGUGAUUUCAAUGGACGUGUCAUUGCCAGAGCCAUCAGGUUCAGGCUGCAAUCCACAAUAUCCUCCACCACUCCGACAGGUGCUGGAGAAGAAAUUACGCCUCUUGAAAUCACUCUGACUUUGCUUGUUAAGAAGCCAGGAGAUAGCGACUUCACGCCCGUUUUGGAAGGGGACACUACUCAAAAGAAGAUUUUCAGAGUCACCCUUGACAGCGACUUGCCUGAGAGACUGCUGCUCCCGAGCGAUGACACAGCUCUGAAGGGCAUUGAGCAGUUGCGUAUUGAGUUCCAAACUGUGACCGGUGGUGAAUCAGCAAGACUGCAAGUGGAGGUUCUGGGAUGUGCAGAAGAAUACACAACAACUGAAAUGACCACUAAAGUCACCACUGUCACAACACCGACAACAACUGUCAGCGAAGAAACAACAAGCUCCCGAACCACGACGUCACAAAUGUCAACUACUCCAGGUUACUGUCUAGAGCCCAUGGAUGGGGAAAAGGGACUUGAACCUGAAGUUAAGGCGGCUGGAGAUCUCACAAUUGAUAGUCAGACCUCCUACUUGACAAUCACCCAGUUGCCAAUUGACCCAAGCUCAAGUGAUAUCCCCAGCGUAGAGCUCCUCUUCCGUCAACCCAUCAAGGUCACAGCAGUAGUCUUAGCCUCGCGUUCUCCUCAAGCAACAAGUGCACCCACGGGUCAGCCAGCAGCAAGCACAACCACAUCCAGGACUGCUGCAGGGGAGAGGCUGACUGAGGUCACCCUCACUCUGUCCACCAAGAAGCCCGACGAUGAUGAAUUCACUACACUGGUUGAUGAUAACACCAACCAGCCCAAGGUAUUAAUACAGCCGUGUUAAACACUUGGCAUUGCUUCUUUCUACGACCAGCUUGUGUCCUUGAUUUUGU
This is a messenger RNA of Patiria miniata (bat star), 13219 nucleotides long. RefSeq names its product mucin-3A-like. The transcript is spliced from 64 exons. The record is from RefSeq and is a predicted model, not a curated record. The coding region runs from base 412 to 13170 and encodes 4252 amino acids. Lineage: Eukaryota; Metazoa; Echinodermata; Asteroidea; Valvatida; Asterinidae.